ACGAACGCGUCCCCCACUUCACACAGAAAUCUGGACCCAGUGCGACAAAAGGUCUACCGAACUGGAUUGGUUAAUGUUUGACGAAACGGCAUAUAUGUACAAAGGUGAAAUAAACAUUAGACUACAUCUGUAAUGACAUGAUUUGUGUGUGAGAUGGUGGUCUAGUGGGUUAAACCACUGAACUGGUAAAUCAAGACACUUUACUCCACGUCGCUCCAGGGGGAUUGUCCCUAAGCUGCUGGUCUGAGAGGAGAACAUAAAACUGAACAGACAUGAAGUCUGCCGAAGUUGAAAACAUUGAAGAAUUAAAUAGUUUGUCUAUUGAUUCCAGUCGGAUUGAAGUGUACUUGACAAAGCUUAAACAAAAAGCAAAGGCAGAAGCAAGCAUUGGACACUUGGAUUUGUCUAAACCUUUUUUGAUACAGUUUCUGAGGGCGAGAGACUUUGAUGUUGAACUGGCGCUCAAGCUGUUGGUUAACUAUCACAAAUGGAGACAAGAAUGUCCUGAAAUUACUGCUUAUCUGCGCCCAUCCUCCGUCAUAGGACUUCUCCAAAACAAUUACCAUGGAGUUCUGAAAUCACGAGAUGACGCUGGAAGCCGAGUUUUAAUCUACAGGAUUGGUCAGUGGAACACCAAAGAAUUUACAGCUUAUGAUGUUUUUCGUGUGAGCCUCAUAACAUCAGAGUUGAUUGUUCAAGAAUGCGAGACUCAAAAAAAUGGACUUAAAGUUAUAUUCGAUCUCCAAGGGUGGUGCUUUUCUCAUGCUCUGCAGAUCACUCCUUCUUUGGCAAAAAAGAUAUCAUCUGUGCUUACAGACUCCUUUCCUUUGAAAGUCCGUGGCAUCCAUUUGAUAAAUGAGCCCAUUUUUUUCCGUCCGGUCUUUGCCAUGAUUAGCCUAUUCCUGCCAGACAAAAUGAAAAAACGGAUUCAUAUGCAUGGUAGUUCAUAUGCCCAGAGUCUCUGGGGUUUUUUUCCGAAAGCUAUCCUCCCUCCUGAGUAUGGUGGCACAGGACCCUGCAUAGAUGAAGUGUGUCAAGAAUGGACUGAGUACAUUGUGGAGUCUGAAGACUAUCUACAAAAGGUCUCAGACUUUGGUGGAGGAGAUACUUCACAAUGUUCUGCCCACGAAUGAUUACAACAAAGGCACUUAUUGUUUUUGUAAACAGUUCACUUAAUAUUGGUGAAAUUUAUCACCCUAUUUCUAGGACUGAAUGGGGCAGCUUUUAAAAGUGUUUUAUAUUCCAGACUGGAAAGGCCAAAAGUGACAUUCCCGCAGUUACUUAUUUUAACGGAAUCAUACGUUUGCAUAAUUUUAUUGAACUGUAUAUCUUAUAUCUUAUCUUAUACGUGUUUGAGAAAUUGACUGUUUUACAUUUCUGUACAUUGUCGUAAUAAAGAAUAGCUACACAGACACAAUGUGUGGCUCAAAUAAACAACCAGAAAA
This is a messenger RNA of Triplophysa dalaica, 1445 nucleotides long. RefSeq names its product alpha-tocopherol transfer protein-like. Gene Ontology annotation, cellular component: membrane. Lineage: Eukaryota; Metazoa; Chordata; Actinopteri; Cypriniformes; Nemacheilidae. The record is from RefSeq and is a predicted model, not a curated record. Bases 273 to 1133 code for a protein of 286 amino acids. Gene Ontology annotation, molecular function: phosphatidylinositol bisphosphate binding. The transcript is spliced from 6 exons.